This is a messenger RNA of Hemisphaericaspora subhashii, 1350 nucleotides long. RefSeq names its product putative alanine--tRNA ligase. Bases 1 to 1350 code for a protein of 449 amino acids. Gene Ontology annotation, biological process: regulation of translational fidelity; alanyl-tRNA aminoacylation. The record is from RefSeq and is a predicted model, not a curated record. The transcript has a single exon. Gene Ontology annotation, molecular function: Ser-tRNA(Ala) deacylase activity; alanine-tRNA ligase activity; nucleic acid binding. NCBI's taxonomy places the organism in Eukaryota, Fungi, Ascomycota, Pichiomycetes, Serinales, Debaryomycetaceae.
AUGACCGCUACAGCAACAACUUCAGCUAUCGUAGGUGCGUUAGCAUGUCAAAAGAACUCAUUUCUCAAAACUUUAACAACCACCGUAGUUUCAAGUUUUGAAUUUGUUCCACCUCCAACUUCUCGUGACAAACAAAACAAGAACAACAAGAAAUCACCAUCUCCAGAAACCAAAGUAUUGCAAUAUGGCGUAGAAUUAGAAGAUACGAUCUUAUUCCCAGAGGGUGGGGGACAACCAUUUGAUAAAGGAACCAUCACCUUGCCUGACAAUCGAGAAAUCCAAGUGAAAUCAGUGUUGAGAGAUAAGAUAAAAGCUAUUCAUAUUACUGAAGAAUUAAUCGAACCAGGUACAACGGUGACUUUGACACUUGAUUGGAAGAGAAGAAUGGAUAUUAUGCAACAACAUACUGGGCAGCACUUAUUAUCUGCCGUAUUUGAUACUUAUAAAUUAGAGACUUUGAGUUGGUCAAUGGGUGAUGUUAUCAAUUAUAUCGAAUUACCUGAAAAAGUUUCUGAAGAAAUUAUUGCGGAAGUGAAUGAAAAAGUCAACAAUUUGAUCUUCGAAGGUCACAAUAUCCAUGUGGUGACUCCAGAUCAACACGGGCAUGAAGUUGAUGUAUCUCACCUUCCUGAUGAUUAUGAUAUCUCAAGGGGUAUUAUUAGAAUUGUUAAGAUUGGAGAUUUGGAUGCAAAUCCAUGUUGUGGAACUCAUUUAAGUUCAACUUCUCAAAUCCAGGCAAUUGCUUUAUUACAUCAACAAAGCAUUAGAGGUGGUCAUUCUCGUUUAUAUUUCACUUGUGGUGCCAGGGUUUAUGAAUAUUUAAGAAAACAACAUGAUAUUUUAAAGAAUGUUUCCGGAAAUGUCUUAUCUUGUCAAAUUGAAGAAGUUUUUGAUAAGGUAAACCAAUUGAAUCUUAACUAUAGAAAAGCGAACUCGGCCGUCUCUGGAUUAUUAAAAGAAAUUGCCAAUAUGGAAGCCAGUAAACUUUUCGACAGAUUUAAAAAUACCGAUAAAUUGAUUGAUUAUAUUCAUAGAUCUGACAAUAAUCCUGAAUAUUUAACAUUAGUUCAAAAGGAAAUCACUACCCUCAUUAAUGGUGAUAAAUCCUCGGGAGUUGAUUUAUCAACUAAGCAUACCCUUGUUUUACUUAAUGGGGAUUAUCCAUCAGGCACUGGAGGUAUGGUUAAAAUCUUAGGUCCAAAGGCUGAAGAAUUACAACCAGAAUUAAAACAAAGACUUGAGAACUUAAAAGGAGGGGGUAAGGGUGCUUCUUUCCAAGGUAAGAUUACCAAAUAUGGAAAAGGUGAAUUAGAAUCCGUGUUAAUGUACUUAGAUUCAAUUUGCGAGUAG